This is a messenger RNA of Trichoplax adhaerens, 1008 nucleotides long. RefSeq lists its product as uncharacterized. The transcript has a single exon. The record is from RefSeq and is a predicted model, not a curated record. Gene Ontology annotation, cellular component: membrane. The coding region runs from base 1 to 1008 and encodes 335 amino acids. Lineage: Eukaryota; Metazoa; Placozoa; Uniplacotomia; Trichoplacea; Trichoplacidae. Gene Ontology annotation, molecular function: G protein-coupled receptor activity. Gene Ontology annotation, biological process: G protein-coupled receptor signaling pathway.
AUGAAUCAAAGUGAAACUCAUGAUUUACUAGCCUUUAGUAACUCGACGUUUGUGCUAAAACCCGAUCAAGUUACCGUUCGAUUAAUAUUAUAUUAUAUUAUUACUCUGCUGAGUAUUAUAUGCAAUUUGAUUAUCUUGAUUGUAAUAGCUCGAGAUCGUAAAUUACGGACAAAAAGCAAUUUAUUUAUAGUAAACUUAGCCAUAAUCGAUGUCAUUACUGGUUGUGCUAAAGAUGUUUUCCUUAUUAUCACCCUCCAUUAUCAGCAUUGGAUAUUUGAUCAAACUGUCUGCGAAAUCAGUGGAUUUAUUAAUAUAAUUUGUUAUGAUGUAACUAUGAUAACGUUAACAUUUAUUGCCGUUUUUCGCUAUAUCACUGUAUUUCAUGGUAAACAUAUUCGCAUACGUAAAAAGCAUGUCAUCGCAGCUAUUAAUAUCGUUUGGAUAUUAUCGCUAAUGGAUUGCACAUUACCUCUAAUUGGCUUUGGUCGAUACAUCUAUAUUCCACACGAUUUUCUGUGCUUGCCUGUGCCUGAUAAAAUACCGGGUUAUUUAACUUACCUCGCAAUAGUAUUUGUUUUGGUGCCUUUUAUUGUUAUAACCUUUUGUUACCUUGCAAUUCUGCUACGAAUAUUUAGUAACAAUCACAGAAUAGCAAGACAACUCAGAUUACCGCACACUAGUUCUAGACACUUUCGUGCUCAAUCGUUGCGCCGCGAAAUUGAAACCACUUGGAGAAUGUUUUUCGUAUACUUAGCUUUCAUAAUCAGCUUUGUGCCUUAUGCCAUUAUUGUUUAUUUACUAUUACCAGCUAGAUAUAAUGUUUCGCUAGAUGUCCAAUGGGUAGCAGGUUUUUUAGUCUGUGCUAAUAGUGCCGUUAAUCCUUUUAUAUAUUACAUAAUGUAUCCGAAAAUGCGUAAGGCAUGUAAUAGUCUGCUAUACUCCCUAGUUAACCCAAACUUCAGAUUGGUCUCCGCUGGAGUUAAACCUAUCAAGAUAGUGCCCAAAUAG